This is a messenger RNA of Humulus lupulus (European hop), 366 nucleotides long. RefSeq lists its product as uncharacterized. The transcript has a single exon. The record is from RefSeq and is a predicted model, not a curated record. Lineage: Eukaryota; Viridiplantae; Streptophyta; Magnoliopsida; Rosales; Cannabaceae. The coding region runs from base 1 to 366 and encodes 121 amino acids.
AUGGAGGAUUAUGAAACUGUUGCAUUAACUGAAGAGUGUAGUGUAAUUAUUCAAAACAAGCUUCCUCAAAAGUUAAGAGAUCCGGGCAAUUUUACUAUACCUUGCACUAUUGGAAACUUUCAUUGUGAGAGAGCUUCAUGUGAUUUAGGUGCAAGUAUAAAUUUAAUGUCGCUGUCUGUAUUUAAAAGACUUGGUUUGGGGGAAGCUAGACCGACUACCAUUACUCUUCAAUUAGUUGAUCGUUCUUUAACUCAUCCCAGAGGUAUUAUAGAUGUUCUAGUAAAGGUAGACAAGUUCAUUUUCCCAAUUGACUUUAUUGUAUUAGAUAUGGAGGAAGAUGAGGAUGUGCCUAUUAUAUUAGGAUGA